GGAUUGAAAGCUCUAGAAAAAGACUGCUUUCUACCCCACCGCUUCUCUUUUCCUCUCCCGCCACAUGUAACCUCCAUAACCAAUUCACGCCCUUCCCACCUCUGCUCAUGUCCAUUUCUCUACACUCCCACAGCUCCUUUUCUCUCCUGAUUCAAUAAUUUAGGGUUCAGCCUUCCGCAGGGGUUGCUAUGUGAUAUGGGGGUCACGAAUGAUGACGCCGUAUUGAUCGAGAAAGGGAAGAAAGCCGGUGAGCCUUACGUGAUAACGGUGAAUUGUCCGGAUAAGACUGGACUGGGCUGCGAUAUUUGCCAUACUAUUCUCGAAUUCGGGCUCUAUAUUACCAGAGGAGAUGUUUCAACAGAUGGCAUAUGGUGUUAUGUAGUUUUGUGGGUGAUUCCUCAUUCUAGCUCUCAUGUUGUGAGAUGGAUGAAUUUGAAGGAGCGCCUUCAGUCUAUCUGCCCACCCUCAAUACCAUCAUUUUACUUAAACCAGCCAUCUCAGCGGGCCUCUUCUUCUCCUGUUUACUUGUUGAAGUUCUGUAGCCUUGAUCGAAAGGGAUUAUUACAUGAUGUGACUGAGGUCCUUGAUGAGCUUGAGCUUACCAUUCAGAGAGUAAAAGUAACCACAACUCCUGAUGGUUAUGUUCUGGACCUCUUCUUCAUAAAAGAUAACUUGGAGCUCUUACAUACAAAAGCAAGGCAAGAUGAAACAUGUGAGCGGUUGUACACUGUUCUUGGUGAAUCAUGUAUUAGUUGUGAACUUCAGUUAGCAGGCCCUCAUUGUGAAAACCUUCAGGGCACUUCUUCUUUGUCUUCAGUUGCUGCUGAAGAAUUAUUUAGAUUCACUUUAUCAGAAAAGGAACCUCGCUCGCAGGCUCUUAGCCAGGAUAUCACGGAGUUGAAAAGGGCUAGUGUCAAAACUGACAAUUCCUUGAGUCCAGCUCAUACUUUACUUCAGAUCAACUGUGUAGAUCACAAGGGUUUUCUUUAUGACAUUAUGCGAACAUUGAAAGACUGGAACAUCAAGAUAGCAUAUGGUCGAUUCUCCCCUGUAAAUAAGGGUCGCCGAGAACUUGACCUAUUUAUUCAGCAUAAAGGUGGGGAAAAGAUAGUGGAUCCUGAAAAGCAAGAUGCGUUGUGCUCUCGCUUAAAGCUGGAAUUGCUUCACCCUCUUCGUGUUCUUAUCACAAACCGUGGUCCAGACACCGAGCUUUUGGUGGCUAAUCCAGUGGAGGUGUCAGGGAGGGGAAGACCAAGGGUUUUCUAUGAUGUCACUUUCGCCCUAAAGAGUCUUGGGAUCUGCAUAUUUUUGGCUGAGAUUGGAAGGCAUUCAGCAGCAGAUCGUGAAUGGGAGAUCUACAGGUUCCUUUUAGAUGAAAACUGCAAUUUUCAGUUGUCAAGUAAGGUUGUUAGGAAUCAGAUUGUGGACAAGGUUAGAAGAGCACUCAUGGGUUGGUGAGUUCCUUUCACCAUCACCUCGUCCUUUUCGUUCAACACCAUCUCUUUCCGAUUGAAAAUAGGAAGGAUGUUACAUUUGGUGUUGCCUGUAAGAAGAUACAAGAGGAGAGGGCUCUCCUUUUUGUAUGGGAUGAGUGGGGUGAGGUGCAGGUGUUUUUCAAUGCAAAGAUGGCCUCCUUGUACAGUUCUCUUGAUUUCUGGUUAGAUUAUAGCAAGCAAAGUUCAGUUUGUAGUUCUGGUAAAGAACAAAUUUUUCGUUGAGAUUUCAUUCUUGAAGAUGCUUCUUAGUA
Sesamum indicum (sesame) is the source of this 1747-nucleotide messenger RNA. RefSeq names its product ACT domain-containing protein (gene ACR9). Lineage: Eukaryota; Viridiplantae; Streptophyta; Magnoliopsida; Lamiales; Pedaliaceae. The record is from RefSeq and is a predicted model, not a curated record.